This is a messenger RNA of Caenorhabditis elegans, 1907 nucleotides long. It is a transcript of the gene ekl-5, whose product is annotated as E3 ubiquitin-protein ligase. The record is from RefSeq and is marked reviewed. Lineage: Eukaryota; Metazoa; Nematoda; Chromadorea; Rhabditida; Rhabditidae.
AUAUGCUGCCUGUUGCAAACAAUCCAGAAGAGCAGGCUAAUGAAGAAGAAUUGCGCGAUCAGGCUGCCGAUAUUCCUCAAGCUCGUAAUCAUAAUUUGAGAAAUCAUGCACGUCGUCAUCGUGAGAUGUUCGAGAGAGCAAGAGCUAACAGAAGACUUCAAGCGGAUCGUGGCGCUCAGGCUGCACGUGAACGUGGUGGCCCUGCUGCUGGACGCGCACAACUUGGACGUGCUCGGGCACGUGAAGCUCUAGCUAGAGCUAACAAUGCGAGACAGGCGCUACAACCUGAUGCUGCAGUUCUCGAGGCUUUGGAUGAGAUCAAUGGCAUUGAUUUCGAUGAUGAAGAAGUUCCAAAUCGACGUGAUGUUCGCCAAGAUCCCCAAGUCCUUGAGUUUGCCAAUUUAUUUCCACGAUUGAUCGCCUUGGACCCACAUGAUGCACAACUUGCGAAUCAAAAUCUGGCAAGGAUGGCCCGUCACUUAGCACCAGAGAAUUACAUUCGGGUGGCUAGAAGAGAGCAAAGACAAUCAUUCAUGUGCGGGAUUUGCAAGAGUAGCGUCCACAAUGUUGCAUUUCUUAACCACUUGGAUACCUGCGCUGCAAGCAAAGGAGCAUGCAAAAUUAUGAAAGAUAUGGAAUACCACCAUUUCUUGUCCAGCACCUACAGCCUUCGUCAACAGUUGUACAAGUUGAGAGAGAGACUUGAACUCGAAUAUUUUGAGGCAAGAGUCAAUCCGGAAAGAUUGGAACACAUGGAGUGUGCAGGUUGCAUAACUUGUGCCGAGCAUUUGCUUGGUGCAUGUAUGCCAAACAUGCAAAGAGAUGUGUAUCAAAUUCAUGCCAAUAAGAUCGAAAAGACCGUUAUGGCACAUUUCGAGCAGUUUCUAGAACUCACGAAAGAAGACGGACUCGGCGAAAUUAUUUCGAAGCACACCGCUCACUUUGACUCCAUCCAAGAUUGCAUUGAAGAUGGACCUACAGACUUUGACGAGCUUCAGGAAACUCAAAACAGACGCCAUGGGACUUGGUACGAAUUUCGCAAGGAUACCGUUGAAGAGCAGCAAUUGGAAAAGAACAAGUACUUGGAAGAAACCAUUGAGAAGCAUUUGGUGAAGUAUCGCAGCCAUCGAACUGAGGUUACCAAACUUAUUGGCUUGUUCAUGGACAAAAUGCUUGCCUGUAUUGAAGAGCUGAAAAACAGCCCGCGUCUUGCUCGCAUCAUUCAGCUGAGAAGAGUUCACUGCAUUGAUCCUAUCCGUGGUCAAGUUCCGCUUGAGGGAGAGGCCGAAGAAAUUGAGGACGAUGAAGAAGACAUCAAUGCGGUGGUACAGGCUGAGGAAUUCUUGCAACUCGGAAUCAUUUGAUUUGUUUUCAAUAUCCAUACUACCAAUCAUUCAAGUCUUGAAUUAUAUUCAUUAAACACUCUUCUCAUUCAAAUACAAAUAGGAGUUCAAUACGCCAACAGUUAUUCGUCUUGGUACUUCUCUUUUUUCUAUGGUUGUAAUUUACAUAACUUAUCACGUUUAUUCCUUGCAAUAUUUUUCGCCAUCUCUUCCCAAAGUUCAUCUGUGACAUCAUUUCUUCAGUGUAAUUUAUAUUCUCUCACAAUCCAAAUUUUGUCAUUUCAUGUUUUCAUUUCAUACAGGAUUCACGAUCUCUUGUGAGUGAAUUCCAAAUAUCCAAAUACUUGUCACUUUUUCCCUGUACUUUGUUUCAUAUCAACCCGAAGCUUAACAUUAUUUUAUUUAUUUCACUCGAACUAUUGAUUUCAAUAUCUUGACCGUGAUUGUUUUCAAAAAUUGUUUGCCAUUUCUGACCCUGUUUCUCACUGUUUCCCACUGUAAGUCCAUUUCCCGGCGUGAAUUCUUUCUCCAUGUGAUUUUUCAAAUACAUAAAUUUUUGAUGGG